AUGAUGCACUGGACUAAAAUGGAUAAAGAAGAGCUGCAGCGGCAGUACUCGCCCAGCCGGUGGUCCCGGAGGAUGGCGGCGGACGACGUGAUCAAAGCGCACGUGAAGGCGCUGCGGGAAGCUUAUUUUAAAAUGGACUGCGUAGAUUUUCCAAGAGUUUUACCAAACUCACCAAUGAAAGCAAGAGGACAAAUUCAGGUCAUCUUUGGGCCGAUGUUUUCUGGGAAGAGCACUGAGCUGAUGAGGAGAGUGCGGCGGUUCCAGAUAGCCCAGUACAAAUGCCUGGUGGUCAAAUACGCCAAGGACACUCGUUAUUCAGAGACGGGAAUGGCCACACACGACAAGAGCACUAUGGAGGCGGUGCCGGCCAACUGCCUGCGGGACGUCCGGCCCCUGGCGCUGCACGCCUGCGUGGUCGGGAUAGACGAAGGCCAGUUUUUUCCAGACAUAGUGGAGUUCUGUGAGGAGAUGGCCAAUUUAGGGAAGACGGUGAUUGUGGCCGCGUUGGACGGCACCUUUCAGAGGAAGCCGUUUGGAAACAUCCUGCACCUCAUCCCUCUGGCAGAGAGCGUGGUGAAGCUAAACGCCGUCUGCAUGCAGUGUUACAAAGAGGCUGCCUACACCAAGAGGCUCGGAGCCGAGAAGGAGGUGGAGGUGAUCGGCGGGGCGGACAAAUACCAGGCGGCCUGCAGAAAGUGUUACGGGGGUCUGAUGGGGGACAAAGAGAACAGCUCUCCCCCCCGGGAGGAAACGCCGCCGCACAUCCCCGCGGGAAAAGUCCAGGAACCCGGGGUUCCCCGGAAACUCUUCGCCCAAAUCCACCUCUGAGGACAAACAUGUAACGGGGGGAGAUCCUCGUUUUGGUGCUAAAUCCCCCGUUACAUGCUCUAAUGAAUUUAUAAUAUAAUUAAAAAUGUUUUAUUUCCACUUGCCACCUGUCAUGCUCAGCUGUUUAGGCUAAAGAUGACUUAAAAGUUCACUUAUUUCUUAACUAAAAGCUGAAGCUGCUCCCUUUUGAUUCAUAAAAUGAACCAAUAGGUGUCUGGUGUGUUGGAGAUUUUUUCUUUUUUGGUUCUUUAAAGAUACCUGGUUGUUAAUUCCGUUAGGGAAAGUCGUCUCGGAUGUCUGGAGUCUGUUUUUUUUAGCACCAG
Menidia menidia (Atlantic silverside) is the source of this 1151-nucleotide messenger RNA. The record is from the annotation of a GenBank genome assembly. NCBI's taxonomy places the organism in Eukaryota, Metazoa, Chordata, Actinopteri, Atheriniformes, Atherinopsidae.